CAUACCUCGUAUUAUUCCAGGCCCAGACAAGAAGCCAGCCAGACCACGCAAGCGCUUGCUUCCUCGCUUCUCGCCCGCCUCCCAGUCCACGCAGUUCCUCGACCGAUGGCUAUGGCACAGCUCGCUUCAUCCACGGCAAGCGGCGGCGCCAGCUCCGGCCCUGCCUCCAAGCCCAAGACGGAGAUCCAGACGCUACUGGGCCAGUUCGACGCGCAGAUCAACACGAUGAUGGACUACCCGGCCAAGGACACGAUCAACGCGCUGACGAUGCUGGCAGAGCGCACGCAGUUCGCGCCUGAGAUUGUUAGCUUCCUCGAGACCAAGAUUCACCGGGUAAUGAGCCUCCCACAUGUGUCAAAAGAGAAGACUCUGCUUCCUCUGUCCUCCCUCUCCUUCUCUCUCUUCGUGUAUUAUCUAUUGGAGGUCUCUUGCUGAGCUGUAUGAGGCUCUUGUAACUGUCCUUCUACUAGAACUGUAGCUACAGGCAGAGAGAUGGAGAGACUGCACGAAGUCGAGCAACCUUCAAUGCUUCAUAGUCGAGCUAUGGGAAGCUGAUACUAUUUUGUUAUUGUUUCUUCACAGGUUGCGCCCAAUUGCAAGCUACCGAUCUUUUACUUAACGGACUCUAUCCUCAAGAACGUGCGAGGCCAGUACAUCUCUCUCUUCGCCGCCAAGAUCGUGCCGCUCUACUGCAACUGUGUGCGUCAGGUGUCCGGCAAAGACCUCAAGCGCUUCAUUCAUGUGCUCAAUACGUGGGAGACAACGCGGUUGUUUAACAAGGACGCCAUCGCGCAGAUGCGCGGCGCUGCGAACCGAGCCAUGCAACAGGCAGAUCCAUCCGCUCGGUCGGUACCUGCAAGCAUUAACCAAGAGAAGUCGUCUCAACAAACUCGACCUGGUAGUGCUAACUCCAGCGUCAAGCUGGCCCAGCAGCAACAAGACAUGGAGCUGCGCUCGCUGCUUACCAAGUUACAGAACGAUAUGGGGAUCCACCCGACCGAGCACAUGAGUCUAGAGGAAGUGCGUACGAAUAACCCAGACUAUUACAACCAGCUGCUGGAGUUCCAUGCUGCCUCCAAGGUAGAGCACAGCUCGGCUGAUGCUGGUUCUCAGAGAACUAGACAACCGCCUCCACAGCAACAGACUUCAGUGGUUCGAGACCCUCGACACUCGUCUCCUCCCCGUGAUCCUCGGGCUCGCGUACAGUCAAAGACUGUGCCUCCGACCCAGACUCGUGCAGAACCACCUCGAACAAGCUCAGUAGUUAAUAAGAGUGGCGCAAACGACAUCUCUGCCAAAUCUUCUAAUGUUGCUCACUUGAUGCAGCUACUCAAGCGCAAGCAACGCGCUCCGUCGCCACCAAAACCUGUUCAAGAGAUCACUAAUGACCCACCACGUGCUCCAGACGCUGCUGCUGUCAUGUCGAUACUACAGAAACUGAAGGGUAUGUCCAAUGGAGGUGCAUCUAACCCACCAAUUCCUCAAGUACAGCCCCAGACACCACAGCAACCACAACAACAAGGAGACCAGACUCCUCGCAGUGAUAACGCUUCACGGAUGUGGUUCAGUGACAAGAUUGUGGCUCACAAGGACCGCGUCGAAUCGAACGUCCAGAAGCUGUACGCUGCGUUGCCACUGGUGUGUCGGGAGAGUGGGCUUCGCUUCCGUGAACAGGCUCAACUGGACGCUCAUCUGGACUUCCUCUUCCAGUAUAACCGUGCGCGUAAAGAGCGAGGCAAAGGUGGCGUGUCAAGAUCAUGGUAUCCGGACGAAGACCAGUGGGUGGCUGAUUUCUCUGGAGACACUGCGCCACGUGAGAGCACAAGCAGCAGCUUUUUUGACAGGACACAAAAGGAGAAUGAGAAGAACGCAGGAGAGCAGGCUUCGUGGGAGAAUGCUCGUGUGCCAGUGGACGAGACGAUCACACGCUGCCGGAUUUGUGGCGAGAACUUCUCAAGAAGCUGGGAUGAAGAAGAGGAGGACUGGAUGUACACUAACGCGGUCGCUGGCACGAUUCAUAACACUGGACCCAAUGGGAAUGAGCAGCAGGAUACCAUCUUCCACAAGUAUUGUUACGACACAGUGAUGGCCAACUCGAAGCACGUGACACCGGCACAUUUGAUCCCCGCAGAACGAGAUGUGGCCAUGAAGGGAACCGCAAGCUCAGAUGAUAGUAUGAACGACAGUGGCGGCGUGAAGCGGUCGUUGGAAGAGGACGACAGUGAUAGUGACGGUGAUGACGAUGUGAAACGCGUGAAGACAGACUGAGAUUUUUGAAGCUGGGAGCCUGACCUCGUGUCAUGCGGAUGUAAUGAUUAAUGAGUACUUUAGCAGUGAUCACCUGCUUCAGUUCUCGUCUCUUACCUUUUGCUUCCUCUGUUCAGCUAGGAUGGCGUUCAGAUAUCUACUCAGGACCAUUUUUCAACAAAUACGACACCUUUUGCAUUUUACAGUUCA
This is a messenger RNA of Phytophthora nicotianae INRA-310, 2457 nucleotides long. RefSeq lists its product as hypothetical. The transcript is spliced from 3 exons. Gene Ontology annotation, biological process: termination of RNA polymerase II transcription. Bases 796 to 2268 code for a protein of 490 amino acids. Gene Ontology annotation, cellular component: mRNA cleavage factor complex; cytoplasm. The record is from RefSeq and is a predicted model, not a curated record. Lineage: Eukaryota; Oomycota; Peronosporomycetes; Peronosporales; Peronosporaceae. Gene Ontology annotation, molecular function: RNA polymerase II complex binding; mRNA binding.